AUGCCAAGACGCCAAAGCUCCGGCCAAGAUGAAGCGGCUUUUCGGAAACAGUUCCAAGAGGUGCGAGAGGCGCUGGCGCUGCUUGCGGCAGUGGCGCAUGCCGACUACGCCGCUUACGAGCACAUACUUACUGAACAUUGCGGGGUCAAACGAGGGAAGUAUGGAGAAGAACACCAUGAAAAGAAUAUUGCGGUGAAGUUCGUGCUGGAUCUGGAGGAAGACGGCCACGAAAUCCACUACGAUGGUGCUGAUGCUAUUGAGUACGACCUUGUCCACUUCUGUGGGACUCAUCAACGUCUACACCCCAGUGAGGAAUAUUUGACGGCGUUGAAGCAGAUAGCUGCUCUUAACGAAAACUUGGAAUUGGCAAAAGCUGGAGUGGACAUUAAAAUCCCAGUGAAGCUGGAUUUCUGUGCGAAAGCCACUGGUCCUAUACCUGUGGAGGAACGGAGACGGGAUUAUGCAAAAGCACUUCGAGAUGUUGCUAUGGCAGAGAAAGAGAUUGCUACGCAGUGGGAAGCGCACGGUUGCAGUACAGGAGAAACGGAUCUGGGCGCCGAAGAGCUUCGAUGCACUUUUGUAGUGGAACCCAUGUCAGCAGAAGCUGAUUUGAUGCUGUUAAAUCGAGAAGCUGCAGAGGUGCUGGAGUACGUGAUUACGGGUAAUGUGUGGUUCUCUUGUUUGGGCCUGUAUAUGGAUGUCCAACGCGAGAAUUUUUCAAGUGAGCUCGAAGCUAGAAAAACCCUUGGACAGCUGCUCAGGCGUCUAUUUGACAGCACUCAGCGACGUCAAGCUGACGCUCAUAUCGACUACUACUUCGAGAUUACAGAUACAACUACAUGCAAUCGAGAAUUGAUCCCAGCGCCUGGUGGUUCUUCCCAAAUAGCAGUCCUUAAGUUGGCGAUCGAACAGAGGAUGUCAGCGAAGGACUUCGAAGCAAUGUGUUCAGCGAUGGUGCUUGCCCAGACGACAAAAAAGCUAUCAGUCGAUUUUGUCAUGGACACGUUGGAUAGGGCCACACGCGAACGAAGGUGGCAGUGGUUGGCCUAUGGUCUGUUUUCCAGGAGGUUUCGAGUCUGCUCCUCAAUCGAGACUCUAAUUCUUUCGGGAAUAGAGCAAUGGGGUACCAUGGAAAUACGGGCAUUCACUUCAAUCUUGACGUCAAAGCACCCAGAAGAAACGCUUUUCGGUACCCCUCGCGGUCGACUUGAUGAGAGAGACGCGACGUUAAGACGUAAUGCACCGAUGAGAUGGGAAUUCGACAGAGAAGGUCAACCUAUCUUGGACUCGCCCCACAUUACGAUGGAGUGUGAAAUACCAUUCGUACGAACCUUUAGCGACGAUGGAGAGAGUGAAUGGGUGGAUGUCCUUGUUCCUGGCUUUGGUCGUUGUCAAGCCCAACGCGCAAACCUGGAUUUUCAGUGCGUCCCGGCACCGAAUACAAGUUCAAGUGGGAUUACAUCGCUCACAAUUGCUUUCGACUCAGAAAUGGCAGACUUGGAGGGUAUGAUUCCCUUCAUCGCAUCGAUUGGAGCCUCGUUGGAAAAGUUAGUACUUGAUGGUCCUCAAAGCGUCGAACCACGGUUUAUCGACGAGAACGCGAUUAUUCGAAGCUGCCCUAGUUUGCGGGAGUUAACAUUUGCUCGACAAUUGACUGAGGUACAGCUUGACUUCAGCGAAUAUCGCGCGACCAACACGCCGAUCCCCGAGCUCGCGUUUACGUGGGACGACGUCUUGGAGUUUUCAAAACAACUACGUGAUCCCGAAACUCCACUUACAAAAUGCGUGCGUUGUCUGCGGUUUUCUCUGCUCCCUGUAAACGAUCCCCCCAACGAAAACGCGCCAAGCUUUGAACUCGGCAUGGAUGCAGUGUUGAAAAUGCUGGAGGUGAAUGAAAGGCUGGAAUACCUGGAGGUGGAGGUGAAGGUCGAAUCACUCUUCCACAAACUCGUAAAAGACUUGAAAUCCUUUCACCUAAAACCGAUUCAUCGACAGCGCAAGCCGCUAACAAGGAAGUGUAUGCUUGCUUUCCUUAGUGUACUCGCAUCAAGAACGUCGUCAGCGGAGACAUUCAAGAAGAAAAAGGUAGAUGCGCCCGAAGUUUUCUUUGCGGAGAUUGAUCAUCAUGUGGUGGCGAAGAUUUUUUCUUUUGCGGCAUUUCCUGUUCUUCGAGAAGUUUUCUUACGGUACAGCGAACAACAAGCUCCGCACGUCUGGCCUUGGUGGAUGCUUCAAGGACAUGACGGACAGGCGGAUCAGUUUUAGAGGCUGCGCUCCGUGAACUAUGGCGGCUCUACUCUCCUUUCAAGUGAAGUGGUAAGGACCACGCGAGCCAAAUGUUCGUGUACGCCGUUGGAGAUGGCAGGGAUUUGGGGGGAUCUCGUCGAAUGCGGAUUCGAAUCUCCAGCAGCAGUAAAUGUAGCAGCGGCAAGCAGCUAUGCAAUGUGUUGCUGGUUGUCGCGCUUUAAGCCGUGACGAGGUACGAAGGAGUGUUUUUUUUUCAUUAGCUCUUGAAGGCUUCGUGUGUGCAGCGUCAAGACUAACCGGGCGAGUGCAAACUCAGUAUACUGUGCGUAUACUUACAAAUUCGUGUGCUUUUGCUGCAGUUGUCAACUGGGUGAAAUAGUCAAGUUUGAUUCCACCAGCCCGCAUAUAAGUGUCUAAAUCAGUCUGUCCAAAUUUACGUUUAAGCUUGAACGUAAAUAAAAGUUUAC
Phytophthora sojae is the source of this 2714-nucleotide messenger RNA. RefSeq lists its product as hypothetical. NCBI's taxonomy places the organism in Eukaryota, Oomycota, Peronosporomycetes, Peronosporales, Peronosporaceae. The coding region runs from base 1 to 2265 and encodes 754 amino acids. The record is from RefSeq and is a predicted model, not a curated record. The transcript has a single exon.